AUGGAGAAACAGAGCCUUCCGGCAGGCGUUCACGAUGAACAGAUCAUUGAUAAAGAGGCUUCAUCACCGCCUGCCGCGGACCACCCCGAACUUGACCUCGAGCUAUUGAACGACAGAGCCCGCAACCGCAGCAUUGUCCGCCGCGCAGACUUGCGUAUUCUUCCUCUGUGCGCGUGGAUCUACCUAUUAAACUACCUCGACAGGGGGAACAUCGGCAAUGCAAAGGUACUCAAUGCUGAAACCAAGGACGACAUGCUCUCGCACACCGGCAUGGAUGCCACAGAUUACGCCGUUGCCGUAUCGCUCUUUAGCUUGGCGUAUGGCUUGUUCGAGGUUCCCAGCAACUGGAUAAUGAAAAAAUAUGUGAAGCCGAGUUUAUGGCUCGGCUUCCUGCUCUUUGCUUGGGGAGUUACGACCAUUGGCUUUGCCGGCGUGCAGAACUAUGCAACAGUCGUCGUGCUGCGCUUUAUGAUCGGUGCUUUCGAGGCAGGCUUUUUUCCAGGUAUCGUCUACUUCAUCACCUUUUGGUAUAGACAGGAAGAGCGUUCGCUGCGCAUCGCAUUCGUAGUUGCGCAUGCAAACCUCGCCGGCGCGUUUGGGGGAAGUAUUGGUUAUGGUAUGGGAAAGCUGAACGGUGUGAGCGGGUUGGAGGGUUUCCGAUGGUUAUUCAUCAUCGAAGGCCUGAUCACUGCCGUUUGCACCGUCUUGGUUGUCUUCUUCCUGCCCGACUACCCCUCUACCGCGCGCUGGCUGUCCGACGAGGACAAGAAGUUCGCCGAAGACCGGCUCAAGAUCGAUGGGGGCGGUCACACCAAGGAGAAGUCUAGCAAAGAGGCAGUCAAGCAGACCUGCCUUAGCCCCAGAAUGCUGGCGCAUUACUUUACCUACAUCAUCGACUGCAUACCCCUCGGGUCGUUCACCUUCUUCACCCCAACCAUCGUCACAGGCCUGGGCUAUUCCUCGAUUGAAGCCCAACUCCUCGUCAUCCCACCCUGGAUUGUCGGCUACAUCUGCGCCCUGUUGGUGAGCUAUUCAGCCGAUCACUUCAACGCACGAGGCUUGCAUAUCGCCUUCAAUUCUAUCGUCGGUGGCUGCGGCUGGCUUGCGGCCGGACUCUUACCGCACGACGCCUAUGGCGCCCGCUACGCCUGCCUCUGCGUCGCCGCCGUGGGCGCCUUCCCCGUCUCAGCCCCCCUGAGUGCGUGGGUCACGUGCAACGUACCGAGCGUCACAACCAUGGCUAUCGCCACAGCGCUGAACAACAGCUGUGCUGGCUUGAGCCAGAUCAUCGCGCAGUGGAUAUGGCGUGCGGACGAGAGUAGCCGGGGGUAUCCGACGGGGAACUUCGUGUGCGCGGCUUGCAGUUUUGGCGUGGCGGCGAUGGCAUUGGGGUUGAGGGUCGUGUAUGGGAGGAUGAACAAGGCUGGGACGAAAGAUGCGGAGGGCAAAGUGAGGCGGUGGGCACUGUAG
Molecule: messenger RNA, 1470 nt
Organism: Cyphellophora europaea CBS 101466
Lineage: Eukaryota; Fungi; Ascomycota; Eurotiomycetes; Chaetothyriales; Cyphellophoraceae
Exons: 5
Coding region: 1-1470 (489 amino acids)
Biological process (GO): transmembrane transport
Cellular component (GO): membrane
Molecular function (GO): transmembrane transporter activity
Source: RefSeq, a predicted model, not a curated record